AAAAAAAAAAAAAAAGCGGAAUUUGAAACGGUUUGCUUGCUUUGUCUUGAAAUUUUCCCACCUACUAUAUUUUCUGGUUUCUUUCGUCUUUUUUCUCCAUCGUAUACUAUCAUGUCAUUACCAAAAAUUGCCAAAUUAACUCCUCAAACUACUGCCUUAUUUAUCUGUGAUAUUCAAGAACGUUUCAAAGGUGUUAUUUGGCAAUAUCCUUCUGUUAUCUCUGUAGCCGGUAAAAUGAUUAAGGCUAGUAAACAUUUGGACAUUCCUAUGGUUGUCACUGAACAAUAUCCAAAAGGUUUGGGUGCUACUGUUGCUGAACUUGAUAUAUCUGAUGCCAAAAUUUGUUUACCAAAGACAAAGUUUAGUAUGUUUUUACCUGAAAUUCAUCAACUUCUUCAAAAACACAAUACCAAAUCCGUUUUAUUAUUAGGCAUUGAGAGUCAUGUCUGUGUACUUCAAACUGCAUUGGAUCUUUUGGAUAAUAGUUAUGAUGUACAUGUAUUGGCUGAUGGGGUUUCUUCUUCCAAUUAUCCUGAAAUUGAUAUUGCUCUUGCUCGCAUGAAACAAGCAGGUGCAGUGAUCACUACAUCAGAAUCAGCUCUUUUCCAAUUGGUACAAGAUGCUAAACAUGAAAAAUUCAAGGGAAUCAGCAAUUUGGUCAAGGAAUAUUCUGAAGCUACUAAAGUCAAUAAACUCUUGUACAAGAAUGUAUCGGCAAAUCUCUAGUUUAGGAAAUCACAUAUAAACCCUAUAGCAUGAUUUUGUCUAUACAGUGUUUUAUUAUGCUCAUCAAUAAAGAUAAUAAAAUAUUAUUUCAUUU
Molecule: messenger RNA, 820 nt
Organism: Halteromyces radiatus
Lineage: Eukaryota; Fungi; Mucoromycota; Mucoromycetes; Mucorales; Cunninghamellaceae
Product: Isochorismatase-like protein
Exons: 5
Coding region: 112-726 (204 amino acids)
Source: RefSeq, a predicted model, not a curated record